Molecule: messenger RNA, 2146 nt
Organism: Acyrthosiphon pisum (pea aphid)
Lineage: Eukaryota; Metazoa; Arthropoda; Insecta; Hemiptera; Aphididae
Exons: 7
Coding region: 398-1555 (385 amino acids)
Source: RefSeq, a predicted model, not a curated record
UAAAAAUUAAAACAUCGUAAAUAACAAAGAUAAUCUUCUUAUACAUUUAAGUUUGAUAAUAGGUUAUGCCCACAAUUCACUCUAAUAUGUAAGUAGAUAUUUAAGCCAACAACACAAAAUUGUAACUGCUGGACAUACAUUUUGAUAUACAGCCUUUUAAUUGGUGAUAAUAAAAUAUAAAUAUAAGGGUUUCAACUUUCAUCACACACUCGACAUCUAUAGGGUUUUUUUUAAAUUAUUAUUAUCACUCAAUAAUUUUGACAAAUUUAAUAAAAUAGAAUGUUUACAUUGUAGCGUGGCAUAGUUACAUAGUCACAGUUGCUUGUUGUAUCAACAUUUUAUUUUAUUUACGUUUAUAUUUAAUUGAAUUAUUUUUUAAAAGAAGUAUAUAUUAAAUAUGAGUCUUACAAGUUUAUCUCAUCAUGACGAUUUUACAAAAAAGGGUUCAAGAUUUAGAGCUUUUGUUUAUACGGUGAUUGCUAACCUGCCUUGGCUAAAAGAUGAUGAUUAUAUACUCGCUCCUUUAGAUUUGUUUGACUCAAUAUGUACGGAAAAUCUUCUUUCAGCUUAUAAAUUAUCUCAAAUAUCUGUUUUUCAAAAAUUGAUGUUGUUCAAACCACCUGAUGAGAGAACAGUACUUGAAUUACAAACAAUCGAAUGGAUGUUCGAAAUAGGAUUUAAAUUUUUUCGUCUUUGUCCAACUGAAAUUAAAAUGGCUCUAAUCAGAAGGGCAACGUAUAAAUGUUAUGGCCCUGGUAGAUGGAUACUGAAACAGGGACAUUUAUCGACAAAUAUGUAUUUGAUUGUCAAAGGACAUGUGUUAAUUACUGAAGACGUACGAAAUUCUGUUACUAAACUUAUGGAGAACACUGAAUGUUGCAAAUUGAAGGAAAAACAUUCUUUUGGCAAAAGUGCUGUUAUGUUUAACACACUUAGAACCAACUCUGUACAAUCAUUAAGUACGGUGGAAUUGAUAAGCAUAUCGAAAAAUGAUUUCACGGACAUUAUCAAAGAUAAUUUGCAACUUCAGUGGAAUGAAAAUGCAACAGCAAUUAAAAAUUCUUCAUAUUUUAAACACCUGAGUUUGAUGGAAUUAAAUAAGUGCAGCACAAUUUCAUUUAUUAAAACAUUUAAAGAUAAUGAAUAUGUUCUCGGAAAAGGAAUAGGAGAUGUUAAUUAUGCUCACUUCGUAUUAAAAGGUGAAAUAUCUUUAAUACAGAAUUUAAAAAUUAAAAAGUUUGUUGACCGUUAUGGAAAUGUAAAGUUCGAAAUGUUCAAAUUAAGAAAGGCUUCGGAAAAAUUGUAUAAAAAAAAAUAUACAUAUAUAUAUGCCGACACUUGUACAUUUUUACCAGACUCAUGUUUUAACAUCGGUGAAAACGUAAUAGACAAAGAAUUUAUGACCACCAAUGUUAACGAAACAAAAUGCUUGUGCGUUCCUCAUUGGUUCAUGGCCGAAACACAAAAACUUAAAUGUUGGGAAUUUGUAAAGUUGGAUCUCAAUCACAUUAUUCCAUCUAAGGACCAAGUAUUUUCAAAACUCUAUCGAUCGUAAUAAUAUCUGAAAAAUAUUAAAAUACCUGAAUGUUUAUUGCAAAUGUUGAGUGUUAACUUUUUUUUUGUCUUUAAAUUUAGUACAACAAAAUAGAUAUUGUUUUUUUUUUUAUUAUUUUGACAAAUAUUUAGCCAUUUUUACUUUUGACUCUUUAAAGUACAAACUAGAUCCAAUUCUCUACCAGUAACCUUCAUAGAACUUACAAGUAAAAGAUCUAAAGUGCAUUUUUCUUCUAUAAAAAGUGUCUACAGACACAAAAAUAAUAAUUAAAAGAUAAAUACACAUCAUUAGAAAACCUACAGUAUAGCCCAUGCUAUUAUUUUUAAAAAUACAUGGAUAGUGUAUAGUAUAGAUACAGGUAUGCAGCCCCGGCUAUGAAAUUUCCUAAAUUGGAUUUAUAUUUGAUUCACAAUAAUAAUUUUGUAUUUCGAAUAUCGAUGGGAGGACGAUGGCAUAUUAUGCCACACACGAAACGUACAAUUGUCAAUUGGCAUUCACACAGUUCGCACAGCUACGUUAUUAAUUAUUGCAAAUCACAAUUUUCUGUGUUAUAGUUUUGUGAGUAAUUGUUUUCAUUAUUAUUUAUUAUAA